AUCUGGGUCUAUUCUUUGUGACUCGUCCGACAAGAAGCCAUGCUCCGUUUUUCUGUUUUAGUGGUAUUUUGGGGGGCUGCAAAUGCCGGUGUAUGCCUCCCCGAGUUGUGUGCCCAGGUGAAGCAAGCUCCCCUCAACUGCGCUGGCUCUGUCAUCAAGGGAGGAGGAUUCUGUGGUUGUACCGAUGUCUGUGCCAAGAUGGAGGGAGAUUCGUGUUAUCCCACUUACAGUCACGGUGUGAUGCCCGCGGAGUUGUGUGACACAGACCUCGUUUGCCGCAAGCCCCACACGUUUGGUGCGGGCACCUGUGUCAAGGACUCGCCGAAAAGAUCCACCAAGACUAAAUGUCAACAGAUGAUGAUGGCGUCGUUGAUGACCAUGAUUGUUUACGACGGCAAGUGGACGCCAACCUGUGACGCCGAUGGUAACUUCACACCCAUGCAGUGCGACUUCUCAGGUCACUGUUUCUGUGUGGACUCCAUGGGAGUUAUGCAUGGAAGCAAGGUCCUUGGGAAGGUCAACUGUCCCUCUCAAUAACCACACGACUUUCAUGUACAUUACAGAAAUAAACGUAUCUU
Messenger RNA from Haliotis rubra (blacklip abalone), 578 nucleotides. Its product is annotated as nidogen-2-like. The record is from RefSeq and is a predicted model, not a curated record. The coding region runs from base 40 to 537 and encodes 165 amino acids. NCBI's taxonomy places the organism in Eukaryota, Metazoa, Mollusca, Gastropoda, Lepetellida, Haliotidae. The transcript is spliced from 4 exons. Gene Ontology annotation, cellular component: extracellular region.